UUUCAUCGCGCCGCCGCUCGCUCCCUCCAUUUUCUCUCCGGCUGCCGGUGAUACCGGCCCCGGCCCCGGCGCCGUCCCGCUCCCGCCGCGCACCCCCCCACCCCCCCCCCCCCCGCCCCAUGUGCCCCCCCCCGCACACGCCCAAGCCGCGGGGCCGCCUCCCGGCAUGAGGAGCUGCAAGAUGGUGCGGGUGGCCAGCGUGCUGGGGCUGGUGAUGCUGAGCAUCGCGCUGCUCAUCCUCUCCCUCAUCAGCUACGUCUCCCUCAAGAAGGACAACAUCUUCGGCGCGCCCCGCGCCGCCGGCCCGGGGGGGCCCCGCAUGUACAUGUUCCACGCGGGAUUCAGGUCCCAGUUCGCGCUGAAGUUCCUGGACCCCUCGUUCGUGCCCAUCACGAACUCCCUGAGCCACGAGCUGCAGGAGAAGCCCUCCAAGUGGGCCUUCAACCGGACGGCCUUCGCGCAGCAGAGGCAAGAAAUCCUUCAGCAUGUUGACGUAAUCAAAAACUUUUCUUUGACCAAGAACAGUGUUCGGAUCGGACAGCUGAUGCAUUACGAUUAUUCCAGCCACAAGUAUGUUUUCUCCAUCAGCAAUAACUUCAGAUCGCUGCUUCCCGACGUGUCGCCGAUCCUGAACAAGCAUUACAACAUCUGCGCCGUGGUUGGAAACAGCGGGAUCCUGACCGGGAGUCAGUGCGGGCAGGAAAUAGAUAAAUCCGAUUUUGUUUUUCGCUGCAAUUUUGCUCCAACCGAGGCUUUCCAAAAAGAUGUUGGAAGGAAAACCAAUCUUACGACCUUCAACCCCAGCAUCCUGGAGAAGUAUUACAACAACCUUUUGACCAUUCAGGAUCGCAACAACUUCUUCUUAAGUUUGAAAAAGCUUGACGGGGCCAUCCUUUGGAUCCCCGCGUUUUUCUUCCACACCUCAGCAACGGUCACGAGAACACUGGUUGACUUCUUCGUUGAGCACAGAGGGCAACUAAAGGUCCAGUUGGCUUGGCCAGGAAAUAUAAUGCAGCAUGUUAACAGAUAUUGGAAGAACAAACACUUGUCGCCCAAGCGGCUGAGCACAGGUAUCCUCAUGUACACCCUCGCGUCUGCCAUAUGUGAGGAGAUCCACCUGUACGGAUUCUGGCCCUUUGGGUUCGACCCCAACACCAGGGAGGACCUCCCGUACCACUACUACGACAAGAAGGGAACGAAGUUCACGACCAAGUGGCAGGAGUCCCACCAGCUGCCUGCGGAGUUCCAGCUGCUCUACAGGAUGCACGGUGAAGGACUGGCCAAACUCACCUUGUCGCAUUGUGCCUAAGAACCUAAAUCUUGAAGUGCCAAAAGAUUGUCUAAAAAGUGCCCAAAACCCAAUUAAACAUUCUUCAGAUAGAAUUCUAAAAAAAAAAAAAAAAAACCCAACAAAAAAAAAAACAAAACAAAACCAAACCCACCCUAAGAUAUUUUCCAUAAUAUAAAGAUGCUUUUUAGUCACGCUUGUCACUGCUCAUCAAAGGGUUUAAGCAUAUUUAGCAGUGCAGAAGCAUUUAUCAAGUUCUGUGGAUGCUGUUCAUGCAGCAGCAAAUUUGAAAUAUUUUGCUUUUAUAGAUAUGCCACUAAGCGUGUUUUAAGGUAUUUUCAUCUCUCAGCAUUCCACUAAAUGCCCUAAAUCUCUUCAUUUUAUUGUUCCUUCCUGAUUAGAACUAGAAAUGCUAAUUUUAAAAGGUUUUGCUUCUUUUGUAUAUGUUGCUGUCCAUAGCUCAGCAUACAUAGAUUGCCGUGGCCGCUCGAGGAAGCCGCUUGAAUUCCAGUUCAUCGCCACUUGCAAGUUCUUCAGCGUGGAUCCCGAUUCCCACCGCUUGCAUAUUUUCAUAUGUACUGAAUUUUACAUUUUUUAACGAAUAACGUGAAGGCGGAGGUCACGAUGUGGCUCGUACCUUAGCUAGGUGUUUCUAUCGCUCUCGGGAUACUUCAGCAUUUUAAUUCAGCGUGGGCCAAAUCCUAGUCUGAAUGAGGCUGAAGCAGCCAUUCCCAUCCGGGGGAUGCUCUUCGGUCUUUUGAUUUGGAAAGUUAAACCACCACGAUAAAGGGAGUUGGGUCCCUCUGGAGAUGGGUGAGCAGAGCCCCAAACCCCGGCGCGGGCGCGCGUCCCUCCACGCCUGCUCCCCGCCCCCUCCAGCGACAGGGGGGGCCUUCGGGGGGAUGAUCCCCCCCCUUCCACCCAUCCCUGGCACCCACGGACCCCCCCCCCGGCGCUCCCUGCGUGCGUGGGCCCACCGUGGGCUGCACCCCGCGGCGCUGCGGGGCGAGGAGCCGGCUCUGGAGGGAGUGCUCGUAGCCUUCGUUAGUCCAAUUAACGGCGGCUGGGCAGGCGCCGGGAUUCCAAAAAAGAUGUUUUUUAAAGGGAGGUGAGCCCCGCGGGAGUCCAGGGAGGAGGAAAUGCAGUUACCAGCUUUCCCCGUUCACACCUCGAAAUCCACGGCCAGACAGCUUAAAGCAGUGGCCACAUUUUCCAGUCACCGACAGCCACCCAGAUCGGGCUGUUUGUGGAGAGGACAAACCCGAGGGUCGCUUACUGUUUGCAGAUGUUGGCCAUCGUGUCUCAGGAUAAAGGAGUGUGUAAAAUAACUGGGUUUCUUAUUACAACCAGGAUGCUUACGAGUAUUUUAACGUUUUUCUACUGUUCUGUAUGACGCUGAGAACUGACUACACACCGGAAGAAGAUGCGAAAUCCAACUUAAAAUCGUACUUUAAAGUGGCACGGUUUCAUUUUUCUCAGCCUCUUUACCCACAAGCAGACAUAGGAGGUGAGGAAGAUCUCGAGCACAACACCAAACCUGAGCGGCCCGGAACACCUCCCGGCGCCCGCCGCCCCGGGCGGAGGAGCCAGCAGCUUUCUUCCCCGUUUUAAUAAUCCCACGUUUUCCGGAUUUUGCUUUUUCAAAGGCUGUUGAGGGCUGGGGAGGGGGGCUCGGGUCUCCCCGUGGCACACAACCGCGGCCGAGCCGGGCUCAGCGUUCCCGGGGACGCCGCGUCUGUCCCGCGCUCCUCACCGUCCCUCCAGCAGAGCCCGACCUCUCGCAGCUCUUAAUUCUGAAGACGUGGCCGUGCAGUGGUUGGUGGUGGUGUCUUACGCCGAUUCGGUGCCGUUUGAGUUCUUCUUGAUAUUAUGCCUUAUAUUUUUUUUUUUUUUUGUGUCGUAGUGGCGCGCGCCAGAGCCCCAGGCCCAGGAGCGGCGUUCGGCUGUGCUGGGCACACGAGGACGGGGUGUCCCCAUCCCUCCCAGCUGCCCGUGUCCCCCCGGGGGAAGGAUGGGGUGUCCCCAUCCCUCCCAGCUGCCCGUGUCCCCCCGGGGGAAGGACCGUGUCCCCACUGUGUCCCCCCACCCGUGGCACCGGGGGCUGUGGGACCGCGGGGCCGGGAGCAGGCGGGCAGCACCGGUCCCCACCGCGGGAACCUUCCUCUGAGUGCUGGGGCACACGGGUUGGGGGUUUUUUUGCCCAAACCCAGCAAAAGAGAAGUUGCCCAGGGAAGGCAGAGGCUGUUAAUGAAGUACAGUAAUUAACCAUUUCUGAUAUCAGUCGCUGUGGAGCUGCCCAGGGGCCACGCGUGCGCGGGGGCGGGCGGAUGGCUUUGGGGGUUGCAGGGUGCCCAGCGGGGCAGGGGGGUUCCCCCCGAACCCCGAGGGACGUUGGCUUGUGCUUGAUGCCCGAUAGUUUCAUGAAGAGGCAUUUUACCCAUGUCGUGUAGGGAGCGAUCAUUUUUAAUCAGCAGAUUGAAGAAAUACAAACUAUUAUCUUUAUAUGCCACUGCUUUCAAGGAGCCGGGAGAGAAGAUAAAAUCCGUAAAAAUUAGAAGUUGAAACCAAAACCCUAAAUUGCUGCGGGGUCGCUUUUUAUUUUUUCACAAUCUCCUUUCCUAAAUUUGAUUUCCCUUGUCUGAUCACAGCAAAUGUGGGAAGAUUGCCCACGGCUGGAACCCCCGUUCUCCCCCCGCCCCAUCUCGCCCCCCAGCCCGCGGAGCCGCGGGGCGCAGGUCGCUGGAGGAUGGUGAUGGAGGGGGUGUCAAUGCACGGUACCUUCAUUUGCCCUUGCUUAAUUGAAGCAAACGGAGCGUCCGGCUCGGGUCCAGCCCGCUGGCGGCGAGGCCCCGGUGCGCCUGAAGGCUGCAGACCCCACCGGGGGGGGUCGGGGGUUCCGCAGCCCCCUCUCGCCCCCAGAGAGGGACGGGGAUCCCCCCAUCAGCCCCAGGGAACGGCCCUGGCAGCACAGCUGGAACUUUCCAGAGGCACAAAGAGGCCUCGAGUGCAGAGAAGGAAGCACGAAAACGACUGCAAAUAUUCGGAAAUGGGAACACAGAAAAAUUAUUGACAGAGCGCCAUAUUAUGUCAUUGAUUUUUAAGCAAAACUCCCCAUCGAUUUUUCAGAACCACAUUGAACAUUUCAGAAUCAUUGAUUUUAAUGGGGAGUUCUGCCCCGAAAUCAAUGGCGCAAUACAGCCCAAAGUAAAUUGCUUCUUAGUAUCAAUAUUUUUUUGUCCGAGCGCUUGCAGUGUGGAAAACCGCCUUGAAAUGUGCAUCUCUUGGUUUCGCCGCCUUUUCUUAGACGCUCUUUGAAUUCUGCUUUUAGAGAGAGACCGGGGAGGGCGGCUGGUGGGCCCGGGGUGGGCUCUGCUCCCCCAGGCAGGGAGGGAAGGGCUCUUUCCCAAAUCCCUGUUUUCUGGCUGGUUUUCUGGCCCUGGCCUUAGGGGCACCGUGCAUCCCGGAGGGCAAGGUGGGGCGGGGAGGUCCCGGCUCAGGACAGUAAAUGGCCCCUGCCUUGCGGCUCACCUUGGCUAGACUCUUCCUUCCCUCCUUUUUGACCCCAAAUCUUCCUGCUUCUGCCUCCCUAAAGGAUCUCCAGAUGGUUCUGGGGCAAUAGUGACUUGUCGCCGCGUUACUGUGAAGAGGGGGUGUACAUAGGAGUGGAAACACGUCCGUUACCUUCUCUUCUUUUAUACAUCCGGGGUUCGUAUUUUCGUUGCUUGCAUCUUUUCCGUGAAUGGCAGCAAGGUACGUUAAAGCAAAGUCAUUUGGGCUACCCGUUUUAAUUGUGGAGUAUACCAAAAAGCAAGCGCUUGUGGAACAUAACUAACUGUGAACGGAGGUUGCAAAAAGGGAUCGUUUAGGAAAAAAAGCAGGUUUUCUGUAAAUGAAUGUGUCUUUAUUCCAAUGGCUAUAGAGCUCAAUGCCUGAUGGAGUUGUUUUCAAUAAAAAAAAAAAAAAGAUAAAUAUUAAAAAAAAAAAAAAGAAAAAAAAAAUGCCAUAAUUGUAAUAAAGGAUUCAUUAUUUAACAGCCAUACUACAAGCAUUAUUUAUUUAGAAAUGGCUGGUGUUCCCAAAGGGCCGGGGCACAGCCCCGGGCGAGGGCAGAGCCGCUGCCAGCGAAGCCGGGGUCCGGGGACCUCCGCGGCACGGCGCGCCUCGAGCCGGAGCAGCGCGCCGAUUCAGUCGGGAUCUCUCAGCAAUGUGACUCUUUGGUGUGAAUGUGCCUGCAGCAUUGACUCAUGUGCCAAAACACGAUAUUGAAUGCGUUGUUUUUAAAUAAAAUGUUUUAUUGUGCAUUGAAAGUC
This is a messenger RNA of Tyto alba (common barn owl), 5598 nucleotides long. It is a transcript of the gene ST8SIA3, whose product is annotated as ST8 alpha-N-acetyl-neuraminide alpha-2,8-sialyltransferase 3. Bases 167 to 1309 code for a protein of 380 amino acids. Gene Ontology annotation, molecular function: alpha-N-acetylneuraminate alpha-2,8-sialyltransferase activity. The record is from RefSeq and is a predicted model, not a curated record. Lineage: Eukaryota; Metazoa; Chordata; Aves; Strigiformes; Tytonidae. Gene Ontology annotation, biological process: oligosaccharide metabolic process; N-glycan processing. The transcript is spliced from 4 exons.